AUAGCAGCAAUGCAGUUGAUUUGUUAUUGUUAUUAUCAGCCAGGCAAAAGUGCAAAGUUCUAAUAAUUGCAAACGUAACUAACGAUGAAGUUACAUGAAAUGGAAAAGUGUGCACCUAGUAGCGAUUGGAAUGUGCUGUAUUGGGUUAUUGGCACCAUUCUAAUGCCAAUCGCGUUGCCGUUGGCACUUAUUAAUAUAUGGCAGCGAUUUCGCGCCCAAAAUUACCGUAAUCAGUUGCCUGGCAAGGUGGUGCUUAUAACAGGCGCUAGCUCUGGACUGGGUGAGUCCCUUGCACAUGUUUUCUAUCGCGCUGGGUGCAAGGUAAUAUUGGCCGCCCGUCGUGUGCAAGAAUUGGAACGUGUUAAAAAGGAUUUGCUAGCACUGGAUGUGCAACCUGCUUAUCCACCUACUGUGUUAGCUUUGGACUUAAGCGAACUGAACUCAAUUCCCCAGUUUGCAAAGCGUGUCUUGGAGGUGUACAAUCAAGUCGACAUAUUAAUAAAUAAUGGCGGCAUUAGCGUCCGAGCCGAUGUUGUUUCCACUGCAGUGGAUGUGGAUCUUAAAGUCAUGAUAGUCAAUUACUUUGGCACUGUGGCUUUAACAAAAGCACUACUGCCUUCAAUGAUAAAACGUAAGAAUGGUCAUAUUUGUUUCAUCAGCUCAGUGCAAGGAAAGUUUGCAAUUCCUCAGCGGGCGGCAUAUUCCGCUUCCAAACAUGCCAUGCAAGCCUUUGCCGACUCGUUGCGUGCUGAAAUGGCAAACAAGAACAUAUAUGUGUCCUGCGUUAGUCCUAGCUACAUACGCACACAGCUUUCAAUGAAUGCGUUGACCGGCGCCGGCAGUAGCUACGGCAAAAUGGAUGAAACUACUGCUAAGGGCAUGUCGCCUGAUAAGCUAGCCGAACGCAUUUUACAAUGCAUUUUACGCAAGGAGCCGGACGUAAUUGUCAGCGAUCUUCAGGCAAAGAUUGCCUACUAUUUGCGUCACAUUUUACCUUCGGCAUACUUUUGGAUAAUGGCCAAACGUGCAUUGAAAUUGGAGAGGGCCGAAAAGAAGAAAGAUUAAGAUGAGUGCAUGAUUUAGUUUCGUUUUUAUUGUUAUUUAAAUGUCACUUAAAAUGAAAAAUUAUUAAAAAUCGCAAUGCGUGUGCAGUGUUAAAAAUUAGUUACAUACAUU
Molecule: messenger RNA, 1176 nt
Organism: Drosophila busckii
Lineage: Eukaryota; Metazoa; Arthropoda; Insecta; Diptera; Drosophilidae
Product: dehydrogenase/reductase SDR family protein 7-like
Exons: 5
Coding region: 85-1065 (326 amino acids)
Cellular component (GO): membrane
Molecular function (GO): oxidoreductase activity
Source: RefSeq, a predicted model, not a curated record